Molecule: messenger RNA, 4725 nt
Organism: Polychytrium aggregatum
Lineage: Eukaryota; Fungi; Chytridiomycota; Chytridiomycetes; Polychytriales
Exons: 15
Coding region: 1-4725 (1574 amino acids)
Biological process (GO): actin filament severing; barbed-end actin filament capping; cytoskeleton organization
Molecular function (GO): phosphatidylinositol-4,5-bisphosphate binding; actin filament binding
Source: RefSeq, a predicted model, not a curated record
AUGCCCCCACCCGAGCACUCCAAGUUCAAGAACAUCUUUGCGCAGCCUGCAGGAGCCAAGGGCCUCUACACCAGCAUCAAAGUCGAGGGAACCGCUCCCACAAAAGUCAAGGUUAGUAUGCAUGGCUUGGCCUCCAAGUCUUGGCCAAGCACGCAGGUUUGGCUAAUCAGAGAAUCCGCCUCUCAGUCCAAUGAGCUCCCCGUAAAGCUAGGGAUGCAGCCUCCUGUUUCGUUAGUUCACAACAAGCCCGUGCAGGAGUAUGCCUUCUCUCCAUACGAGCCGUCCAUCAUCGCCAGUAGCACCAAGCUUGAUGGUCUGGUCCGUGUCUGGAAACUCGAUUCAUUCGAACCUGAAGCCGAAUACACCCCUGUCGCAAUUGAUUCCGCCGCCAUGUAUCUUGCCGGACACGAAAAGCGGGUGGAUCUGAUUAAAUUUCACCCAACCGCCGGAAACAUCCUCGCGACGUCCGACUCGACCUUGAAGCUGUGGGAAAUCCAAGAAAUGCAGGACCGCCUGUGCAUCGUCUGUCCUGGCGAAUCUUCCUUCCAGAGCUUUUCGUUCGACUACUGCGGCGACAACAUUGUUGCCUCUGCCCUAGACGGAUUUAUCCACCUCUAUGAUCCUAGAUCGGGCGCAGAUCCUGUAAAGUCUAUUCUCUCGGAGCAUGUGCCUGGCAAGGGAGCCCGCGUUUGCUGGCUUGCGCCCGACCAGUUUUUCAUCAGCACCGGGUUCAACAAGCAGGGUGUGCGAGAAAUCGCUCUCUGGUCGAUCGAAAAUCUCUCGACUCCUGUCCAGACUUGCCCCGUCACCGGUUCCGGCACAACCGUCCUCCUCCCGUUCUGGGAUGCUGCGCUUCCGCUUGUGUAUUUUGGCUCCAAAGGCGAAGGCAUUCGGGUGUUUGAGCUUGCAGACGGAGCACUCCGGUUUCUCUCGACACUGCCCAUCGAGAAACAGCUUACAGCUAUCGAUAUAUUGCCAAAAACCAUCUGUGAUAUUUCAAAAUGCGAAGUUGCAAGGUUUACAAAGCUUGGCACCGACAACACCCUCGAUGUUCUCUCGCUGUGUGUUCCAAGGGUCAACUCGGACACUGUAUUCCAGCAGGACAUCUUCCCUUCCGCUGCGGUCAUCAACAGGGAAGCUACUUCUACACAGUACUUUGACCAAAACCAAUCCAUCGAACCCACCAUGGUCGACAUGUACGCCCCCAAAGUAGAGGUUGAUCCGGCUCUGCCCGAGCUCCCGCCCAAGACCAUCAAAACAUCUCUAUCCCGGUCAACUACCACGCUCCGACGAGCAAGUACCGUAAAAUCCUUGCACGCGAGUCGAUCCCCCCGCCCCUCGACUGCAGAAUCCAUCUCGAACUCGUCCGCAUCUCUUGCAGUAUCGGGGCCGGCAGUUCACAUGGAUGGAUUUGCUUACAAGGCCAUUCGAGGCUGGUUUGGCGUCACUUGGGAAAAGAUCUAUCUCUCUCUCAAACGUACCAAGCUCUAUAUUUCGCAGGACGCCGACUCUGACCCGAUUGCCCAAAUAUCCUUGGGUGCAACUCGUCGCGUUGAAGCUUUUGCCGUCGGUGUUGUAGACUCGGGGAUGCUCCUUGAGACCCAGGACGGAAACAUCAUCCAGCUUCGUUGGGACGUUGUCGAGGAGCGGGAUGCCUGGAUAUCCUGUGUCCGCGGACUUGCUAAAGGAGUCCGGUCCUCGCUCAGUCCCUCGCAGUCCGGACUGGUUCCAAGCCGCUCCACCGAGAACACUUCGCUGGGCGGCCUUCACAAGAGUUCGUCAAGCAUCCUCGCUGCAUCCGCUAUGGCACCUCAGCCCGUCUAUAGCACUCGCGAUGGUGCCCGGCUGCUUGGAACUCUGUCAGUGUACACCAUCGAGUCUCGGCGCGAAGCUUGGGCCGCUCGGCUGGUGAUGCUUGACCAAGACGGCCUCCUCCACAUUUAUUCCGACAACAUGAAACUCUAUCUACAAGGGGCGUCCCCGUUGGAAAGCGUCAAUCUGCGGUCAGUCAUAUCUGUGAGGUUAUCACAGCUUCGUAUCGAGACAUCUGCUUGGCCAUCGGCCACGACAGCCGACACAGGGUCAGCCGAUGGAUCCAGCUGCAGCUUCCACAUCAACACAACCAAGCGGGUACUUCAUUUUAAAACCCGGAACCCGCAAGAAGCCGCAAAUUGGGUCAUACAGAUUCAAAAGACCAUCGUCGAGCUUGGCCUGGCUGCAAGCGACUUUGUCGCUGAUGAGUGUCCCGAAGGGCUGGUUACCGUCCAAACCGACCUCGAAGGCCACCCCGGCGGCCGCCUCUGGCUCACAGUAAUAGACGGGUCUUUCUAUUAUUUCUCGGGCCCGUGGUCGACAACGCCUGUAUACGUCCUAGCCGUUGCCAACAUUGACGAAUCGUGGAUUAAGGAGCCAGUCGCUGGCCCGCAACAGCAAGUGUCGUAUGAGUUCACUCUGGCUCUGAGAGACUCGAGAUACUGUACCCACAAGCUCUCGUCGCUGGCUGACAAGAGCUAUUGGAUAGGCCAUCUGCUUCAGAUCAAGCGCCAGAGCUUUGAUCUGCUUGGAAGGCUUGGUGUGUCCCUCGAUCAAACGCUCAAGGCCGAGCUGUCCAAAGCCAAGGCGGGUGAUCUCUUUGCUACAAGCGAUGAACGAAUCCAGGCCAUUGACGAACAAAAGCUUUCGAAAGGCGAGCAGCGUGCCUUGAUUGCUGUGAUGGGAAAGAUUCGGCUGGUCAUUUCGACUGUCAAGCUCUCAUCAGCCUCGCUGAGACGGCAUGCAGCAUAUGUCGUCGAUGCAGGCUCGACCAUCUACCACUUUGGCGGCGAACAGUCCACCCGUGUUUGCCGCGCAAAGGCCAUGGAUAUCGCUUGCAGGAUCAGAAAGGAUCGAAGCAACCGCCCAACCGUUACUCUGGUGGAACGGGACGACAGGCAGCUUUGGGCAGCGCUUCAGCGACAAUUCGGUCUUUGCUUUGGCGACGACCCACCCUCGCAAGCCGACUGUGACUUGGACAAAUGCUCUCAGGCCAGAAUCUUCCGCGUAACCAAUUCUAAUCUGCGACGACGAAGGCUCGAGAUCGUUUACGAGGGACCCGCCCCCUCAAAGUCGCUGCUCAAGUCCGACAGCGUUUACGUUGUUCAGUGCUGUAAUGAGGUGCUCGUAUGGUUCGGCAAGGGUUCUAACUCGGAGCAUCGAAGCCUUGCCGGCUUGGUUGUCCAGAAGCUUGCGUCACAAAUGGCCGAGUCCGUUGGCAGCCAAGGGCAAGUGACCGUCGUGCCGGCGGUGGAGGGAAUGGAGACGGUGUACUGGAGAGAAAAGUUUGUCGACUAUGAGGGCUCUCUGCCCAUCAGUAUGAGAAUCGAUGAAGCCAAGGGAAACGUUGCCACAGCUAUUCAGCAGGCUCCAAUCGACAUCAGCACUCUCUUGGUUCCAAAGCCGCCUUUGCAGACUGUCCUUGACGAUGGCCAGGGCAAGAUCAGCAUCUGGCGAGUCAAGGACUUUGAUAAAGAGCCUGUCGCCAGCCACUUGGCAGGCCAAUUCUUUACCAGUGAAAGCUACAUCGUUUUAUACACCUACCGGCCAAAGAACUCUGGCGUCGAGCGAUGUGUCAGCUACUUCUGGCAAGGAUCGCAGAGCUCCAUUACGCAGAAAGGCACCAGCGCACUGAUGACGAUUGAGCUCUGCCAGCAAACUGGGGGAGAAGUGGACCAAAUUCGUGUUGUUGAAGGCAAAGAGCCGCUGCAUCUCUUUGUGAUUCUGGGAAGCAAGCUAAUCUUGAUCCGGUCAGGCAGAUGGGACAAUGUGCCCAGUACAAUCGCAUUUGAUGUUCGCGAGACUUUCCAGGGUGUUCACAAGGCAGUCCAGGUGGAAGUCAAUGAGCUCAAGUUCCAUCCAGACUCUUCUGUCGUCGUAAUUCAUGAAAGCAAGGUUUUCUACUGGUACGGCCACAACGUCAAAGGAUCUCAGCAGUCGCUUCAGCCUCUUCUCGAUGAAGUCGUUCGUCGGGCUCGUCCCUCAUCUUCAAAUCUCCCCAGAGAAAUUGCCAUCGACGAUACAGCCGGGUUGCCGUCGAGCCUGGGCGCUGUUCUCAAAUCGAACGGUCACGGACUUGGAAUUGCCGACCUCCGCAACAGCCGCGUCCUUCGUCAAGCUCGGCUUUUCUCGUGCACCAGCGCCAGCGGCUCUGUCAAGGCAAGUCAGAUUUAUCACUUUGUACAAGACGAUCUUGAUACGAAUGCCGUUAUGCUGCUGAUCACCGGAAGCCAGUUCUAUGUGUGGUUCGGAGUCACCGCAAAGGCGCGAGAAAAGACGAUCGGUAUCGACACCAUCCAGGUGGGACCCUGCGCCGUGCUGAGCGGCGAUACAAUGCGCAAGUUGUGUCUGUGGGCACCAAUAUGGGUCACCCAGGCUUUCCAAGAACCAGACGAGUUCUCGAGCUGCUUUCAUGGUAAAGACCGUUGUGCUCCAGCCCGAUUGGCAUCUGAACGACAUCUCCUGGCUCUCAAACGGCCGGUGGCUGAAGUUGUCGCCGAGCUUCAGCAAGAUGUAUUUUCAGUCGAUGUCUUGCUCUCCGAGAAUGUUCCCGAGCACCUGGAUAAGACCAAAUUGGAGAUGUAUCUGGAUGACAAAGACUUCAGCGACCUAUUUGGCAUAAAGAAAGCCGACUACCUUAAGCUUGCCGGCUGGAAGCGAGACCAGGUCAAGAAGGCAGUUGGGUUCUUCUGA